Polyodon spathula (Mississippi paddlefish) is the source of this 985-nucleotide messenger RNA. Its product is annotated as protein DPCD-like. NCBI's taxonomy places the organism in Eukaryota, Metazoa, Chordata, Actinopteri, Acipenseriformes, Polyodontidae. The record is from RefSeq and is a predicted model, not a curated record. Bases 51 to 629 code for a protein of 192 amino acids. The transcript is spliced from 6 exons.
AACGACGAGCUGAGCGUCGGGUUCAGAAGGAAGCGUGGCAGUUUUUCAAGAUGGCUGUGCAGAGCUGGCUGGAGUCGUUGAAAGCCUCUAAUAAAACUGCCCUAAUACAAGAUGGGAAAAGGAAGAUACACUAUUUAUUUCUGGAUGGUAAAGAAAUGGCUGAGGAAUAUGACUUGAAGACAGAUGAACUAACUGUUCGAAAAUGGCCUGUGAAGAAUGCCCUUGGAGUGCUGGGUCAGUGGCAGAUUGAGGUGGGGGAGCCUGCACCUUCCACUGUGGGAGCUCUGGAGCCACAGCUUUUAAAGGAAAACAGUUCCAAUCCUGCUUUUAUGCGGAAAGAUACCAAGAGCAGUUUCCAGUGGAGAAUCCGGAACCUUCCCUACCCCAAGGACGUCUACAACCUGUCAGUGGAGCAGGCUGAGCGCUGCUGCAUCGUGCGAACCACGAACAAUAAGUAUUUCAAGAAGUUCUCCAUUCCAGACAUGGACAGGUGCCAGUUGGCACUGGAGAGCUCUGCCCUCAGCUUUGCACAUGCCAACAACACUUUGAUCAUUAGUUAUCAGAAACCCAGAGAUCCUGAGCCUGGAACAGGAGGUGCUGAGAGAGGUGAAGAAGAUGAAGGGCUCUAGUGAUGGAGAAGUGGAUUGCAAAACCCAGUGAGACAGCUGAAUCGCCUUGUUCCAUCCAUGUACGCUUGCGAAGGGUCUGGCUCAAAAGCAUGCUACUUGUUGCCAAUACAUCUUUUAAACUGUUUUUCUGUUGAACAGUUUGAGUUUCACCAGGAAGCAGCGCAGAUGAAACAAACACCUGAAAACAUACAGUUCUGCGUUGAAAAGUCACUGUGUAGUGACUGAUGUUUGUCUUUAUAUUUCUAAUAAUUAUUUCUACAUCUGUUUAAAAGCAGCAGUGGUUUAUUUUCUGUUGCUCCUCGCUGUAUAAUAUAUAGCUGUUUUGAAAAAUGAAUACCUAAAUAAUUAAAAUAAGU